Saccharomycodes ludwigii is the source of this 1620-nucleotide messenger RNA. It is a transcript of the gene GIT1, whose product is annotated as Git1p. Gene Ontology annotation, molecular function: carboxylic acid transmembrane transporter activity. The coding region runs from base 1 to 1620 and encodes 539 amino acids. Gene Ontology annotation, cellular component: plasma membrane. Gene Ontology annotation, biological process: carboxylic acid transport; transmembrane transport. Lineage: Eukaryota; Fungi; Ascomycota; Saccharomycetes; Saccharomycodales; Saccharomycodaceae. The transcript has a single exon. The record is from RefSeq and is a predicted model, not a curated record.
AUGUCUGAAUCAAAAGAUAUUAUUUCUGAAAAAGAAACAAGAUAUAGUGAAAACAGUAAAGACAACGGAAAUGGUAAAUUACUUGAAUACGAUGCUGCUGCCAGAGAGCAAAGAGUUUACACAGACCCCAAGUCCAAGUGGAUCCACAUUUUAACAAUUAUAGCUGCUGGUUUUGCUUUAAUUAGUGAUGGAUACCAAAAUAACGUCAUGUCUAUGCUAAAUAAAGUUUUCCCGGUUGAAUACGGGAAAGAAGUUUAUAGUUCUGCUGUUUCUACUAGAGUUUCAAAUGCUUCUUUAGUUGGUACAAUUAUUGGGCAAGUAACUGUUGGAUUUGCCUGUGAUUAUAUGGGUAGAAAGUGGUCUAUUUUAGUCGCUACCACUGCACUAGUUUUAGGUACUUUGCUAUGCGCCGCAGCUCAUGCUCCAAAUCUCAAUGGGUUGUUUUGGUAUCUAACUGUUAUGCGUGGGCUUGUCGGUAUUGGUAUUGGUGCUGAAUAUCCAUGUUCCUCUGUUAGCGCCAAUGAAUCUGCCAACGAAUAUUCAAGUAAAAGAAGGGGUGCCAUUAUGAUUAUGGUUACAAAUUUCCCACUAAGUUUGGGAGGUCCAUUUGCCUCUAUUAUUUUUCUUAUUGUCCAAAGUUGUACAGGUACAGAACACCUAACUGCUCUUUGGAGAACUAUGUUUGCCUUGGGUAUUUUCUGGCCGUUGAGUGUCUUUUAUUUUAGAUGGAAGAUGGCUACUAACGUUUUAUACAAAAAGGGGAAAUUCAAAUCUAAAGUCCCAUUAUUACUAUCUUUAAAGUAUUGCUGGAAAAGAUUAAUUGGUACCACCUUUACCUGGUUUUUAUACGAUUUUGUAACUUUUCCUAAUGGUAUCUUUUCUUCCACUAUUAUUUCUUCGGUUAUUAGCGAUAGUUCAAAUUUGAGAAAAGUAGCAGAAUGGAAUCUACUAUUGGGUAUUAUAGCUAUUCCAGGUGUUUUUGUUGGCGCAUAUUUGUCCGAUAUCAUUGGCAGAAAAUACACUUUAAUGAUCGGUUUUGCUGGCUAUAUUGUUUUUGGGUUAAUCAUUGGCUGUGGGUUAGACAAAAUUGAUAAAAUUGUUCCGUUGUUCAUUGUAUUUUAUGGUUUAAUGAACUCUUUUGGUAAUUUGGGCCCGGGCUGCUGCCUAGGUGUUGUUUCCAGCGAAGCUUUUCCAACUGCCAUUCGUGGUACCUUAUACGGAUUUUCCGCUGCCAUCGGUAAAGUUGGUGCUGUUGUCGGCACUGAAAGUUUUACUCCAAUUCGUGACAAGUUAGGUCCAAGGUGGACUUUUAUCAUUGCUGCGAUCUGCGGUUUAUUGGGUCUUACAACUGCUUUUUUCUUUGUUCCACACCUAAAGGAACAUGAUUUAAUGGAAAAUGAUAUUAAAUUCCAUAACUUUUUGAUUGAGAACGGCUGGACCGGGAAAAUGGGAUUUGAUGAUGAAGAUGAUGACGAGGAAAAAGAAAUUACAACCCAUGGUGAUUUAGAACUCUCUCAUGUUGAGUAUAAUAGUAAUGGUGUAGUUGAACAACAACUCGAUCCAGAAGAUAAGAAGAGUGUUGUUAAUUUAUACGUUGAGACUAGGGAUUCCAAUAUUUGA